AUGUCCGACUAUUUGCCUCCUAACUUGCUACUGGAAAUACUUUCCAGGCUGCCAGUCAUAAGCCUUUUACGAUUCAGGUGUGUAUCGAAACAAUGGUGUUCUCUCAUAUCAUCUCCCCAUUUCAUCUCCAUUCACUUAUCACUUGCCACUGUUAUGGCUACGCCUAAUGCUACUGCUACUGCUACUCCCCUAUUCCUCCUGCGUCACCUCUCCAUCAGACCCAAGAAACAAGAAAAGUACUCUGUUUACCUUCACCCUUCGAAAACCGAAAACCUCAUUCUUGUUAAAGAACUCAACUUUCCAUUCAAGACUGACUCAGGAAACCAUUUCAGAGUUGUGGGUUUCUGUAAUGGUUUGUUUUGUCUCUCUGAUGAUUUUUUCAGGUACAGGGAUACUGUCAUUCUCUGGAACCCAGCUAUUCGCAAAAGUAUCAUUCUCCCUAAGCCUCGUGUUCAUUUUGGUCCGUAUGGGCCUUACAUGUUUUGCCUAGGAUUUGGGUUUGAUGAGAAGAAGUGUGACUUUAAAGUGGUGAGGAUUGCAUAUUUGCAGGAUGGUAAUGGUGCUUAUACAGUAUUGCCUCCUGAAGUUGAGGUCUAUAGUUUAAGUACUGGAUUAUGGAAAACAGUUAAGAAGGAUAUUCGGUGUAGAAUUGUUGAGUAUUUCUAUAGUAGUGUGUAUCUGAAAGGGGCUAUUCAUUGGGUUUCGUAUAGGAAGAAUGAAGGCGGGGAUUUUGCGAAUAGGUUGUUGGUUUUUCAUUUAGGUGAUGAGAGAUUUAGUGAAAUGGGAUUGCCCAAAAGAUCGGGGAUCUAG
Messenger RNA from Capsicum annuum, 810 nucleotides. Its product is annotated as F-box protein At3g07870-like. The record is from RefSeq and is a predicted model, not a curated record. The coding region runs from base 1 to 810 and encodes 269 amino acids. Gene Ontology annotation, molecular function: protein binding. NCBI's taxonomy places the organism in Eukaryota, Viridiplantae, Streptophyta, Magnoliopsida, Solanales, Solanaceae. The transcript has 2 exons.